Mercurialis annua (annual mercury) is the source of this 1594-nucleotide messenger RNA. Its product is annotated as protein trichome birefringence-like 28. Gene Ontology annotation, molecular function: O-acetyltransferase activity. The record is from RefSeq and is a predicted model, not a curated record. The coding region runs from base 103 to 1326 and encodes 407 amino acids. Lineage: Eukaryota; Viridiplantae; Streptophyta; Magnoliopsida; Malpighiales; Euphorbiaceae. Gene Ontology annotation, cellular component: Golgi apparatus. The transcript has 5 exons.
GCAAACCCUCUCCGAUUUAAAAACAAACAAAAAACUCGACAAUCGUCAACUUUAUAGGUCCAUCGUCACUCAUCACUGUCUACUCUGCUCUGAAUUCAGUCAAUGAAAAUUCCUUCAAGAUUCACUCAUAAACGGACUAACUAUUUCAUAUUACUAUUCUUUUUCUUCAUCUUAAUCUUCAAAUGGGGUUUCUCAAACAAUGAAAAUUCCUUUAAAUCAGUUCAAAACCAUGAAAAAAUGGAUGACCAAGAUGUAAUUUUGCCACCAAAAGAUUGUGAUUUAUACACAGGAGAAUGGGUUUUUGAUAACAUUACUCACCCAUUAUACAAAGAAGAACACUGUGAGUUUCUUUCAAGGCAAGUCACUUGUUUAAGAAAUGGAAGAACAGAUUCUGUUUAUCAGAAUUGGAGAUGGAAACCUAAGAAUUGUUCAUUACCCAAGUUUAGUGGAAGAUUGUUGCUUGAGAAAUUUAGAGGGAAGAGGGUUAUGUUUGUUGGAGAUUCUUUGAAUAGGAAUCAGUGGGAAUCUAUGGUUUGUUUGGUUCAAUCUGCGGUUUCUUCGGGGAAAAAGAGCUUGAUUGAGUCUGAAACUUCUUCAAUUUUCAGAAUUGAGGACUAUAACACUACUAUAGAGUUUUACUGGGCACCAUUUAUAGUUGAAUCAAAUUCAGAUGACCCAUUGAAGCAUAGCAUUUUGGACCGCAUAAUUAUGCCUGAAUCGAUCAAGAAACACGGUGACAAUUGGAAAGGUGCAAACUUUCUGAUCUUUAACACGUACAUAUGGUGGAUGAACUCUCUCAACAUGAAAGUCUUGCGACGAGGAACCUUCAGCGAAGCUUCUGGAGAAUUUGAUGAGAUUGAACGAACAUUAGCUUACGAGAGAGUUCUUCGGACAUGGGCUAAGUGGGUUGAAGAAAAUGUAGAUCCUAAGCUUACGUCUGUCUUCUUCAUGAGCAUGUCCCCUCUUCAUUUCAGGAGCUCGGAUUGGAACAAUCCGGAAGGUAUCAAGUGUUCUAAGGAGACAACUCCAAUAAUUGCAACAAAUAAUACCCGACUGAAUGUAGGCACAGAUGGCCGCUUACUACUUAUCACGGAAAAUGUGAUUAAAUCCGUUAAAGUACCUGUUAAUUUGCUCAAAAUUACUUCACUCUCGGAGUACCGAAAAGAUGCACAUACAUCGAUAUACACGACUCGACAAAACAAGCUGCUUACGGUGGAGCAACAAGGUAACCCUGCAAUUUAUGCAGAUUGCUUGCAUUGGUGCUUACCAGGGGUACCUGAUACUUGGAAUGAACUUCUCUAUACACACAUUAUAUCUCAAUCUUGAUCAUUUUUGGGGAAUUUUGAUUCUUAAAAACUGUUUAUUUUGUGUAACUGGUAGGUUUCUGUUUUUUAUUUUAAUACCAAGAUAAAGAAAAGUAAAGCUUGUUUACCAUUGAGAUUGUGCAGUUUGGCUAAGGGGUGUGCAUCAGACCAAACCAAAUUUGCUUAUUUAAAUUUUUAAAUUUUUUUGGUUCACUUUGUUUUUCGGUUUUGAAAACUGAAAACAAACUACAUGUAUAAAAUAUAAAACCGAACUAGAUUUUACCAUUUAA